AUGGCGUGUUCAGUCGAGGCGUGCCGCGCGCACCCGUUGUACCGUUACGCAGUUUCCCGCCAUAAGGACGCCAUGCUGCUGAUAAUGCUGGCCGCAGUUGCGGCGGUUGGCGCGAUGCCCUCCUACAUAGCGGUGCCGGCAGACCAGAUCGCUUUCGUGGACCUGUCUGCGCUGAGGGCUAGACGCGUGCCCCGCCAGACCUUGGAGCCACCGCUGCCUCAGGGCAUAUACGAACAGGACUAUCAGCCGAUACCCGUGCAGCGAUAUCAGCAGCAACCGAUAGGUCUCGCACCGCCGCCGCCCGAGUCGCCAGCGAGGCUCGUCCAAAUACAGCCCCAAGUUAGGGAUUCGGCCUCUGCACAGAUCGUAGAAGCGGCACAGUACGCGGAGAAACCACCAGACUUCGGCGAAUACGUCGACUUUGGCGCCCACACAGGGGACAACGGCGCUUUCGGCUGGUACGCUGACUACCCGGUAAACAACCAGGAGGACACCUCGUACAGGAAG
This is a messenger RNA of Iphiclides podalirius (scarce swallowtail), 507 nucleotides long. The record is from the annotation of a GenBank genome assembly. NCBI's taxonomy places the organism in Eukaryota, Metazoa, Arthropoda, Insecta, Lepidoptera, Papilionidae.